Bombina bombina (fire-bellied toad) is the source of this 4676-nucleotide messenger RNA. RefSeq names its product RAB8A, member RAS oncogene family (gene RAB8A). Bases 111 to 734 code for a protein of 207 amino acids. The transcript has 8 exons. Lineage: Eukaryota; Metazoa; Chordata; Amphibia; Anura; Bombinatoridae. Gene Ontology annotation, biological process: protein secretion; regulation of exocytosis; protein localization to plasma membrane. Gene Ontology annotation, cellular component: plasma membrane; endosome; trans-Golgi network transport vesicle. The record is from RefSeq and is a predicted model, not a curated record. Gene Ontology annotation, molecular function: GTPase activity; GTP binding.
AUGACGUCAGAUCGCCAGCUACCAGUCAGCAGGCACUUUUUCAUAGAUUGACAAGGGUGUCAGCAAAUUGCUUCUACGCGCUGGUAUUUCCUGUAUAGUACUUUUUUAAUAUGGCGAAGACUUACGAUUAUUUGUUCAAACUGCUUCUUAUCGGGGACUCUGGGGUCGGGAAGACCAGCGUAUUAUUUAGGUUCUCAGAGGAUGCCUUCAACUCUACCUUUAUAUCUACAAUAGGUAUUGACUUCAAAAUUAGAACUAUAGAAUUAGAUGGCAAAAGAAUUAAACUACAAAUAUGGGAUACUGCAGGACAGGAACGGUUUCGCACAAUCACAACAGCUUAUUACCGAGGGGCAAUGGGUAUUAUGUUGGUAUAUGAUAUCACCAAUGAAAAAUCCUUUGACAAUAUCAAAAAUUGGAUCAGAAAUAUAGAGGAACAUGCGUCAGCUGAUGUUGAGAAAAUGAUCCUCGGGAGCAAAUGUGACGUCAAUGAAAAACGACAGGUAUCCAAAGAGAGGGGCGAAAAGUUGGCUCUUGAGUAUGGAAUUAAGUUCAUGGAGACUAGUGCGAAGGCAAAUAUCAAUGUUGAAAAUGCAUUUUUCACAUUGGCAAGAGACAUCAAAGCAAAAAUGGACAAGAAAAUGGAGGGGAACAGCCCUCAAGGAAGCAACCAAGGAGUCAAAAUCACUUCAGACCAGCAAAAGAAGAGCAGUUUCUUCCGAUGUGUUCUUCUGUGAGGGACCCUGCCUUAUUGGAGAGCCUUCGCUCCUCUGAACUGGACUGUGCCUAUAUCUGAAUUCUCAUAGUCUUUACAGACAUAAAACCUUAAACCACCAGCUCUGCCACACUCCAGCUACCUGAAACCAGUGACAAGCUCUGGCUACCUUAAUCUGUUUCACUUAUCUGCUGUGGCAUAAAUUCUGUUUGUAGAUUUCCCCAUGGUUUUUUUUUUUUUCCUUAUGCAAAGGUUUUCAAAUUUUUUUUUAUUUUUUUUUUGACAAGACAAAUUCUAAGGUAUUUAGAAAUGUUCAUGAUGAACCAUAUCACCAUCUGUCUUUUCAUUAAAGUUCUAAUUUGUUAUUCCUUUAGGUCUUAGUGUGUGUGUGUGUGUGUGUGUGUGUGUAUACAUACACAUACAUAUAUGCAAACAGACAAAAAUAAUAAUUUUACAUUUUGUGAUAUAUUCUUCUGGUCAGUAAAUGAAUGCAAUGAAGUGUAAACGGAGUUCAUUUGCUCCUGAGUUUGUCUUUUUUAUGCAAGAGUACUCUAUACACAAUGCUCAUUGUAUGUGUAUGUAUAUAAAAUGCACUUUUUGUUUUACAUUCCAAAAUAAGUCUUCCAUAUCCAACCUAUUGGUAGACACAAUAUUGUAUUGUUUCCCUUUAAACAUAAAGAUUAAAUCCUUAAUAUCUGUAAAAUAUGUAUAUGCUAAAGAAGAUUGUAUGCCAAUAUAUCUUAUUUUUUUCAUAUGUAACCUUCCUUUUUCAAUUCUAUAAUUUAAGUAUAGCCCUAAAGCAUAUUUGGUUGCCACCGUGUGUGUAUGAAAUUAGGCAUAAAUACAAUGGAUAUUUUUUAAUUUGGAUCCAAUAGUGGUUAAUUUAACGUUAUAUGAAGCCGAAUUUUCUUCUUUCAUGAUUCAGAUAGAGCAUGCGAUUUUUAAGCAAAUUUCUAAUUUGCUCCUAUUAUUAUCAUCAAUUUUUCUUUGUUCUCUUGGUAUCUUUAUUUUAAAAGGCAGGAAUGUAAGCCAGACCAUUUUUAAUUCAGCACCCUGGGUGGUGCUUGCUGAUUAAACGCUACCUAGGUGCUGAACCAAAAAUGGGCCGGCUCCUAAACUUACAUUUCUGUUUUUCAAAUAAAGAUACCAAGGGAAGAAAGAAAAAAUAAACUUAAGAGUACAUUAGAAAGGUGCUUAAAAUUGCCUGUUCUAUCUGAAUCAUGAAAGAAAAAAAUGGGUUUUAUAUCCCUUUUAAGUACUGUUCCAUGCUAAAGGUACAUAGGCAGCUACAAAAUAAUGUACUGUACUUCUGUAUAGCUAUAUGUUGUUGGGAGUAUAAACUAGUCCUGAUGCAAUGUACUUUGUUUUAUUAUAUUGGUUUACUGUUUGUCAUCUCCUCUGCGUACAACUUAGCUCAUCACGAUACAGUUGUAUCCACAGCCGUUCGGGACCAAUGAAAGUCACUGCAGGGCAAGAAGAGGUCCCCACCCUUCUCAAAAAUAGCUGAGCAUAUAAUUAACGCUUUCAUAAAAGCAAAUGUGGUUUAGUAAGCAAAAGGUGCAAACCAUAUUAGUAGAUAAUCUUGCAUUAAUGAGGUUGAGGUCAUAAGGUGCUUAGGAUUUUUCCCUUUUAUGGCCAGUAUAACUCACUCUGUAAAUCCAUCAUGUACUGAAUGGUUACUAAUUCAGGGCAUCUAUUAAUGCAAGUUAUUUUUUUUUUUUUUUAUAAACUUGCUUAAACAUUUGUAGAUUUUUUUGGGGGAUUUUUUUUUUUUAAGCUCUGGAAAUCUAGAUAAUGUAUCUUACAUUAGGAUUCCUGCAAUAAAAAAAUCUAGUUAUAUCGGGGGGUUUUAAAUAACCGUAAUGAGAUUGCUGAACUGUUCUUGGCAAAACAAAAAUCUAUUGUAGUUAUCUUCUAGUGCAGGGAUGGGGAACUUUGGCCCUCCAGAUGUUUCAGAACUACAUUUCCCAUGAUGCUCAACUGGACUUCAGAGUGCCUAAGCAUCAUGGGUAAUGUAGUUCUGAAACAUCAGGAGUGCCAAGGUUCCCCAUCCCUGUUCUAGUGGAUAGGAAUUGUGUAUAAAUAGGUGAACAACCUCUUUUAAUACACCUGUUUGACUAUAGAAGCUUAAAACAUUGUAUUUCAGUUCUUUUUGAGUGAUCACACACCAGUUGCAACCAACUUGCUUCAGUCAAUUAAUUAGAUCUAUUUCACCUUUAAAUUAUAAUCGAUAUUUCUUUAAAAUGUACUAGUUUUGUUUUGCUUUCACUGUCAUUUUAUAAGUGGAAUGUUCUUUGUAAAUGUUGUACAUCCGUUUUCUAAAUCACAAGCAUUGUAUUAAGUUCAUCAUGGGUUGUGGAGUCCCAUGACUAAAAUGUACUGUGUGUUCAGCAUAACAUUGUAAGGAUUUCACAUAACCUACUGAAAACCAGAAUACUGUAGGUUAUGGAUCUAGUCUCUAGAUGCCUUUUUAUGCAGUUUUAGAUUAUUCCAUCGACUCGAUAAUCAAAAGUUAAUGGUUUAUGUUGACUGAUUACAGAUGCAGACUUUGGUGAAAUGUUAAUUGUGUAAAAUAAUGUAUUUUGAUUAUCAUCUUGAAUGUGAGAUCCUACAAUGACUCAAAGCACUUUGGGAAUUUGAAGCCAAAUCCUAUUUCAUGCACUGUCACAGCAUUAGUUUGAUAUGUAAUAUGUACCACCAAAGAAUGUUGCAUCUAUUUCUUUAUAUAUAAUAUCCUUAUAUUUUCAUGGACCAAUCCAGUUACUGAACAGUCCACUAUAACGUCACUCUGUCGUACACAUGCACGUGCCCACUCCCUGUCGUACACAUGCACGUGCCCACUCCCUGUCGUACACAUGCACGUGCCCACUCCCUGUCGUACACAUGCACGUGCCCACUCCCUGUCGUACACAUGCACGUGCCCACUCCCUGUCGUACACAUGCACGUGCCCACUCCCUGUCGUACACAUGCACGUGCCCACUCCCUGUCGUACACAUGCACGUGCCCACUCCCUGUCGUACACAUGCACGUGCCCACCCCCUGUCGUACACAUGCACGUGUCCACCCCCUGUCGCACACAUGCACGUGUCCACCCCCCUUUCCAAGAGCUGAUUAUAUACUUCAGAUCUGCAAAUCCACCAAAAUCUGGAGAGUGCAGGAAAAUCCAAACAUUAUAGGGACCAGUAAAGUCAAAAUGAAACUUUCAUGAUUCAGAUAGAACAUGCAGUUUUACACAACUUUCCAAUAUACCUCUAUUAUCAAAUUUGCUGUGUUUUCUUGGUAUCCUUUGUUAAAGAGCAUACAUAGGUAGACUCAAAAGCAUUGCUGCUCCUUGAACAAACAAUACAUUGAGAAUGAAUAAAUAUUUUUUUUUUUUUAUAUAAAUUAUAUUGAAAUCAUGAAAGUUUAAUUUUGACUUUACUGUUCUUUUAAGUGCUAGAAUUGUAUGAUUUAUUGAAGCUUAAGAAUCCCUUGAUGAAUCUUACUACUGAUCUACUGGAGUGACCACCUGGACUUUCUUGUCUAGGGACCAAAUAGUAAAAUUAUUGAUCAAUCUAGUAAUCAUAGUAACUGAUGGUGUAAAACUCCAUUAUUUCUUUCAUUUUAAAAUGACUUAAUUAGUUUAAAAAUGCUAAAGCUGCCACCUUUAAAGAAGAAUUAAAUUACGACUGACAUAUUUUGUUUACAACUAAUAGAAACUUUAAUUCUUAGUCGCUGUGCAAAAUUCGGAAUUCAAUCUAGUCACUUUCAGGUUUAAUACAAUAUAUAAAAUAUUCUGUGAAUGGCUGGAGGGGGUUAGUUUUUAAGGCCAGCAGACUAGAAUGCAUUCUGCGUUUCUAAAAGUAUGUUUUGUUUAAAUAUUAAAAUAUUGCUGGGUUUCUGUAAUAAUAUGCUUUGUUUACAAUGACAACUGCACUUCAGGAAAAAAAAAAAAACGCAAAUUAAAAGCUUAUUUUAAAAGAA